Molecule: messenger RNA, 249 nt
Organism: Colletotrichum abscissum
Lineage: Eukaryota; Fungi; Ascomycota; Sordariomycetes; Glomerellales; Glomerellaceae
Exons: 1
Coding region: 1-249 (82 amino acids)
Source: RefSeq, a predicted model, not a curated record
AUGCCUGAUGACGUACCGCAAGGGUUGAAGGUUCGUGACGGGGUCAAGCAUGCGUGGGAAGCAAAGCAAUGUGGAUGCAAUCUGAUGAGAAACGUUGCGUGUCCUGUCAAAGCUUUGCCCUGCUUUGUUGGGAUAGGGAUAGGGCUGAUAACUGUCCAGCAAGAGUUGACGAUGUCUAAGAGCAUCCAUGAAGACCUCGUCAAGUUCAAAGAAGGGAACAUGAGGCGCAAGCGGGUGCGAUGGAAUUAG